Molecule: messenger RNA, 3822 nt
Organism: Quercus lobata
Lineage: Eukaryota; Viridiplantae; Streptophyta; Magnoliopsida; Fagales; Fagaceae
Product: putative disease resistance protein RGA4
Exons: 11
Coding region: 265-1992 (575 amino acids)
Molecular function (GO): protein binding
Source: RefSeq, a predicted model, not a curated record
UAUGUAUCAGAGACUGAUUGUACACUGGUUGAUUCCAAUGCAAAAAAUGUGAAAGAAAAAGGACACCAUCUAUCGUUUCCAUUUUACAAUGUUUCAUUCUUUGAGGAGAAUUUAAGCAAGUUGGUUAAAGCAAACAAGAUACGAACAUUUAUAUUGGUGUACAAUAAUUGGGCCUAUGAUCAGGGAAGAAUUGAAGAAUCAUCUCUCGAAAAACUUAUUUCUAGUUUUAGAUUCUUGCGUGCAUUAGACCUACAUGGUUUAAAUAUGAAGAUGUUGCCAGAUACCAUAGGUACUUUGAUGCAUCUAAAGUACCUUGACCUUUCCUCUAAUCAUAUUGAGAUUCUCCCUAGUUCAAUUACAAAAUUGGUGAAUUUGCAAACAUUAAAACUCUUUCAGUGUACAAAGCUUAGGGAGUUGCCGGUAAGGAUUCAAAAAAUGGUCAGCCUCAAGCACCUUGACCUAGAAGAUUGUGAGAAUUUGACUCAUAUGCCACCUGGAUUAGGGCAAUUGACUUCUCUUCAAACAUUAAACUUAUUUGUUGUGAGUAAUGGUUCUUCCAGGGGACUAGUAGAAUUAAACAAGCUAAACGACCUGAGAGGAAAUAUAAAGAUUAUAAAUUUGGCAUGGGUAAAAGAUGCCACCUCAGAAUUCAAGGUUGCAAAUUUGAAGGAGAAGGAACAUCUCAAUGGAUUGAGAUUAUUUUGGAAUCCGGAGGGUGAUGAUGGUGUAGAUGCUAGUGAUGAUGAAAAUUCCGUGGAGGGUGAUGAUGGUGUAGAUGCCAGUGAUGAUGAAUUUCAUUCCGUGGAGGGUGUAGAUGCCAGUGAUGAUGAAAAUUCCAUGGAGGGUGAUGAUGGUGUAGAUGCCAGUGAUGAUGAAAAUUCCAUGGAGGGUGAUGAUGGUGUAGAUGCCAGUGAUGAUGAAAAUUUUGUGGAGGGUGAUGAUGGUGUAGAUGCCAGUGAUGAUGAAAAUUCCAUGGAGGGUGAUGAUCGUGUAGAUGCCAGUGAUGAUGAAUUUCAUUCCGUGGAGGGUGAUGAUGGUGUAGAUGCCAAUGAUGAUGAAAAUUCCAUGGAUAGCCUCCAACCACACGAUAGUUUAAAAUCUUUGGAAGUGGAGGGGUACAUGGGUGUGAGAGUUUCAAGUUGGCUUUCAUUCUUAACAAAUCUCGUUGAUUUAAUGAUAUUCAAUUGUAAGAAGUGCCAAUAUUUGCCACCGUUGUAUCAACUCUCAUCUCUACGAGAACUACAUAUUGAGCUUAUGGAUAGUCUGGAGUACAUAACAGACGGGGAUAUGAAUGAUGAGAUAUCUGCUUCACUAGCAUCACCAUCAACAUUUUUCCCAUCCCUUGAGGAACUAAACCUCACUAAUUGCCCAAAUCUAAAGGGAUGGUGGAGGAGUGUGGAUAAGGGGAAUGAGGCAAUAUCAUCAUCAUCAACUAAUCACUAUCACCAAUACAUACCGUCAUUUCCGCGUCUUUCUUGUUUUAGAUUCCAGAGUUGCCCUAAGAUGACUUGCAUGCCGCUAUUUCCAAAUCUUGAAAAAGGGCUUUUUUUGAUUAAGAGCAGUUUGAAGGCAUUGGAAGAGACAAUAGAGAUGAAUAAUAGGGGAGGAAGGGCUUCUUCAUUUCCGUCCUCUUCCUCUUCCUCCUCCUUCUCCCCUCCUCUCUCCAAAUUAAAGGUUUUGCAAUUGGGUUUGGAGUUGGAGUCUCUGCCAGAGGAGUGGUUUAAAAACCUAAUUUCUCUUGAGAGUUUAGGGAUUGGGGGGUGUCCCAAUCUGACGUCACUUCCCGAAGGGAUGAGUCACCUCACCUCUUUGCAGGAUCUGGAUAUUCGCUAUUGUACCAAUCUGACGUCACUUCCCGAAGGGAUGAGUCACCUCACCUCUUUAAAGAGGUUGCUAAUCAAUAAUUGUCCCCAAUUAAUGCAAAGAUGCGAGAAGGAAAAUGGAGAGGAUUGGGAUAAGAUUUCUCACAUCCCAAAUCUUAUCAUAUAUUGAACUACUGCAUACGCUUCCCUGAAAGAACAUGACAUGGAUUUCAAAGAGACAGAAAGGAGGAAAGAAGAAAGCAGAUAUUUUGAAGUGCAAAGCAAAUUUUUGAAAGGGUGCUUGCAGGAAACAAGGGACGAUUGGUAAAAACAUCUCACAUCCUAGGUAAAUUUAGCUUUACAGAAGAGAUUACAGUGAAAUCUGCUGGAGUUGCUGCCAUGAAUAUUGUGUCCAAGAAAUUGAAGAAGAAACAUAACAUCACUAGCGUGAAGCUGCAUAAACAUGGGCCGAUGCUAUAAAUGGCUGGGAGUUCCUUGCCAUGCAUUUGAGUGCAAGAUAUGCACAUUAUGUUACAAACAUCCGUAUGGGAGAUCCCAUGGCAUCAGUGUUUUACAGCCUAGUUAAUUGAUGCAAGUUUACCAAUGCACUGCGAAGACCCUCAUGCCUGCCUGCAACAUGUAUAGAUGUGGGGCUUUGCUCUGCUGCCAUUGGAUAAAGACUUUGAUGUGCCUCUUCGUAACACCUUAAGGUUGUGGGAGCACUGGAAUAGCAUUUGUGAAUAUUCUACUUGUUACAAAUUUCUAGAGAGAUACUAUGUGAAGGUUUGAGAAGAGUGUGAUUUCCAUGUGCAGUGGUUCCAAGCAGAAACCUUCUGAAAUAGGUUUCAUCAUGGGCAUUGAAUUUGAGAAACAAGACAGUAACAUCAUUUCAAUUUUUCUUGAAUUAUCUAGCUUUGAUGAUUUAAUUGGAUUCAAAAGUUCUGUGGAAGAAGAAUGUCAUGAUAUUGAUGAGGCAAGCUUGUCGUAUGGGAGGAGAAUUGGGUCAAACAUGAUGGAUUUGAAGAGAAGACAGCCCUCAUGACUGCUACCAUGUUUGGAAGCAAGGGUGUGUUGAAUUAUAUACUGGAAACCAGUUGUGUUGAUGUUAACCAAUAAUUAGGCUUGUGGUUUGGAUGGGCUUCUGCACCUCAUUUUGUUUCUGCUGCGGACUUUGCUAUUUCAACUGAGAAUCUCUUUUUGUCUUCCUCGUAAGAUAAGAGAAGCUGCAACAAAAAUAGGUGGUGGAAGAGGAGAAUGAAGUUUGCUACUACAACAAUUGUGGCCAACAAGGGAGGUCAUACAUUAGUUCCACCAUGUGAUGAAACAGUUUGAAGCACAAAGCAAAAAUUUGAAAGGGUGCCAGUAGGAAGCAGGGGACGAUUGCCAAAAGUUGCUCACAUCCUGGAGUUUGAAGGGGAUGAAACUGCCCACUAGCUGCAUAAACAUGGGUGGGUGCUAUAAAUGGUUGGGAGUUCUUUGCAGUGCAUUCAAGUUCAAGAUAUACACGUUAUGUUGCAAACAUUGGUACCAAAAGCCUCCUUAUAUAGGUUUCAUCAUGGGUGGUGAAUUUGAGAAACAAGAGGGUUUGUAGCAUCAUAUCAGUUUUGCUUGAAGACCUUUGAUGAUGUAAUCAGUUUAAAAAAUGUUGUUGAUGAUGCAAGCUUGUGGCAUAGGAGAAUUGGGUCAAAAAUGGGAUUUGAAGAGAGGACAGCCCUCAUGACUGGAACCAUGUUUGGAAGAAAGGCUUGAAGUUGAAACCAGUCAUGUCCAUGUUAACAAGCUUGCAGUUUGAAUGGGCCAUGACUCUUAGUUGUCUUUACUGCUUGGGGAUUUGCUAUUUCUGCUGAGAUUAUUAAAGUCUUUACUUAUGCUUCUGCACAUAAUUUUGUCAUGUUGCAAAAGGUUGACUAUGUACACUAUUUUCAUUUUAUUCUGGCUGUUUAUUUGCUUUAUAGUAAUUGUAUUUAAGUAAUAUUGUGUAAUAGAACGUGUAUAUAGUUGGAGUGGAUGUUGUAUUUUA